AUGAAUGAGUCACUUGACUGUAUCAUAGCCAUAGAUUUUGGCACAGCAUACAGUGGCUAUGCCUUCAAUAUUGGACCCAAAGGGAAAGAAAUUGAACCCUUUUUGAAGAGAUGGGGAAAAGAGCAUGGACUGGACACCCCAAAAACUCCAACUUGUAUUCUUUUUGAUGAACAUGAAGAAUUUCUGCAGUUUGGUUAUGAAAGCAAAACAACUUAUAUUAACAUGCAUGGAGUAGAAGCAAAGAAACACUACUUCUUUGAAAACUUUAAAAUGGCGCUCUAUAGUAAAAAACUCAACAGAGAUGUGAUGAUUAAAGCUGCAAAUGGGAAGUCAAUGACAGCCUUUAAGGUGUUUACGGCAGCACUGUGGUAUCUGAAGGAAGAUGCACUGAAAAUCAUAAAUGCCAACCCAGAGAAAAAGUUCACAGCCUCUGACUUCACAUGGGUGCUAACUGUACCAGCGAUCUGGGAUCCUUCAGCAAAGCAAUUCAUGAGAGAAGCUGCCACUGAGGCAGGAAUUGUGAAGGAAGAAAAUGAAGAAAAGCUGAUCAUCGCACUGGAACCAGAGGCAGCCUCAGUUUGGUGUAAGAAACUGCCAGCUGAUGGCUUCAUCACACAGAACCAUGAUGGAGGAUCACUGGAUCAGUCUCCAGGAACACAGUACAUGGUGGUGGACUGUGGAGGGGGAACUAUUGACAUCACUGUUCAUGAAGUCCUGGAUGGAGGAGCCCUGAAGGAGCUGCACAAGGCCUCAGGAAAUGAUUUGGGGGGGAAAACUGUGGACAAAAAAUUCAAAGAGUUCCUCAGAGAAAUCUUCUGUCAUGGUGUGUGGGAUGAAUAUGAAGCAAACUUUCCCAGUGAGGUCCAGAAGAUAAUGAAUGAUUUUAUGUAUCUCAAACAAGUAGAUGAUGAUGUUUACAUGUCCUUCCCAUUUAACCUGGGAAAACUGGCUCAGGAAAGACAGGAAAUAGAAAAGUUCUUUGAAUCAGUGCAAGGCGUUUCCUGGGAUGAAGGAUCCAUGAAAAUCUCCAAAGAGACACUGAGGUCUUUCUUUGCUGAUAGUCUGAAUGGCAUCACUGACAGGCUCAGGCAAAUUCUGAGCGAAGAUCUAAACAUCGAGUACAUUCUAUUAGUGGGGGGCUAUGCUGAAAGCCAGAUUCUACGUCAACAUGUUAUUGAUCAGUUUGGUGAUCAGUGUAAAGUUCUGUGUCCUUUUAGGCCCCAGGAAGCAAUAGUAAGGGGAGCUCUAAAGUUUGGAACAAACCCGGGUUUGGUAGCAUCUCGAAAAAGUGGCUUUACUUAUGGGGUUGGUGUCAGUGAGCGUUUUGAUGAGUCCAAGCACAGAGCAGACAAGAAAUUCAUGAACACAGAGGGUGUAUGGUGCAGUGGCAUUUUUAAGAAACUGGUGCAAAUUGAUGAGGAUGUCUGCUGGAAUGAAGCUAGAUAUCACACCUUAUAUCCCAUAAAAGCGGAUCAGACAAAGAUGAGCUUUAGUUUUUAUUGCACAGAGAAAGAAACUCCAAAGUAUGUGGAUGAGGAUGGAAUAGAGAAAAUUGACUCCUUUGUUGUUGAAAUGCCCAAUAUUACAGGAGGAACCAAACGUCAAGUCAAACUGAAAAUAAAAUUUGGCUUCACAGAAAUGACAGCCACAGCCACUGACAAAGAUUCUGGAUCAACCCAAUCAAUCAAGCUGAACUUCAUGACUAAAUUGUAA
Pelmatolapia mariae (spotted tilapia) is the source of this 1713-nucleotide messenger RNA. RefSeq names its product heat shock 70 kDa protein 12A-like. Gene Ontology annotation, molecular function: ATP-dependent protein folding chaperone; ATP binding. The record is from RefSeq and is a predicted model, not a curated record. NCBI's taxonomy places the organism in Eukaryota, Metazoa, Chordata, Actinopteri, Cichliformes, Cichlidae. The coding region runs from base 1 to 1713 and encodes 570 amino acids. The transcript has 4 exons.